This is a messenger RNA of Trypanosoma theileri, 234 nucleotides long. RefSeq lists its product as uncharacterized. The annotation marks the transcript as partial. NCBI's taxonomy places the organism in Eukaryota, Euglenozoa, Kinetoplastea, Trypanosomatida, Trypanosomatidae. The record is from RefSeq and is a predicted model, not a curated record. The transcript has a single exon.
AUGUUCGUACAAUGGCUGGACUCCAUUCGGAACGAGGGGAUUUCAAAACAGCACGUCCAAAUGGGAAGAAAAAUAUAUACACACCUCAGAAUAAAUCAGGCAGCAAGAGAUAACCCAGGCGUUAAGAUAACCGCACUACGGGAAGCUUACGAAGAGCCUUGGAAAAAAGAUGAUCCAAUCGCGCAAGCCGUAAAUAAGGUAAAACGGAAACAGUCAGUAACACCGCCAAGUAAG